AUGCGGCCUACACAAAUUAAUGCUGUAUGGCUGCUCGCGGCUGGUGCGCUGGCCCAAGACCCCCAGGGCUGGUACCAGUCUCAUCCUGGCAUGGCACGCAUCAGCCAUGUGAACCAGGACACGCACCAGAUAAUAGACGAGUUCGGACGCACACGCUUCUUCCACGGAACCAACGUGGUGAUGAAGGAGCCGCCAUGGCAUCGGCCGCUCGAGUGGAUGCCCGGUGUCUCGUCGUUUGGCGAGAGGGACGUGCAAACACUGCGCGAUCUGGGCCUCAACGUCGUGAGGCUGGGCCAUCACUGGGCAGGUGCGGAGCCUGUGCGAGGAUACUACAACCAGACGUUCAUCGACUUGAUGAAGACGCAGACCAGGAUGGCGGCAGAGCAGGGCAUCUACGUCCUGGUUGACGUGCAUCAGGACUGCCUGGCGCGGCAGUUUUGCGGCCACGGCGCACCCGACUGGUUCGCCAAAAAAGACUGGGUGUCACGCGGCAAAAGGUACCCCUUCCCCCUCAAGCUCAAGCCGUUUCCAGUGGAUCAAGACGGGUUUCCGACGCCGCAUUCCAUCUGCGGCACGGUCGACUGGGGGCUGAGCUACACGUCAGUGGCGCUGGGCAACGCCUUCGGAAGGCUUUACAACAACGACGACGGCCUGGGCGACGCCUUCGCAGCCUACUGGAAGAAGCUGGCGUCUGAAUACGCCGACGCGCCCAACGUAGUGGGGUACAACCUGCUGAACGAGCCCUGGGUGGGCGACACCUGGGCCGACCCGACGCUCCUGAUCCCCGGAAUUGCCGACCACCGCGCCUUGGAGGGCCUCUGGAACCGCGCGGCCCAGCAGAUCCGCGUCGUCGACAACAACACCCUCAUCUGGUUCGAGGGCGCCACGCUCGACAUCCUCUCGGGCUUCAACAACGUGCCCCUGGGCGCCGGGUCCAAAUCCGUCCACUCGUUCCACUACUACUCCCCGCCGCAGCUGGGCUCCAUCUCCGAGACGCUCCGAAACCGCCGCCGGGACAGCGAGCGCCUCCGAACCGCAGGCGUCCUCACCGAGCUGGCCUUUUGGACGGGCGACGAGAAGCACAUGCGCCGUCUGGAGGAGGCCAUGGCGGCCACCGACGCAAGCAUGGUGUCGUGGAUGGGCUGGGCGUACGAGAACCUGUACAACGGCUCGACGGGACAGCCGUUUCCCGAGCUGGCCAGGCACUACGGCCGCGCGUACCCGGCGGCUGUGGCAGGGACGCCGCGUGGCUUCGGCUUUGACGCCAGCUCAGGCACCUUCAGGCUGCGCUUUGCGGCUGAUCCGUCGGUUGAUGCGCCUACCGAGAUUAUCUUGCCGGCGGCUUCCUUCCCGGAAGGGUAUAGCGUAAAGGUGGAGCCACAGGGAAGCUUGGUGCAGCACGUGCCAGACGGGCGGACCUUGGCCCUGUUCACAGCCCCACAUGUUGGCAAGGGCUCAGACAUCUCGGUUACCAUCACGCGUAAAUAA
This is a messenger RNA of Ustilaginoidea virens, 1488 nucleotides long. RefSeq lists its product as uncharacterized. Bases 1 to 1488 code for a protein of 495 amino acids. Gene Ontology annotation, molecular function: hydrolase activity, hydrolyzing O-glycosyl compounds. The record is from RefSeq and is a predicted model, not a curated record. NCBI's taxonomy places the organism in Eukaryota, Fungi, Ascomycota, Sordariomycetes, Hypocreales, Clavicipitaceae. The transcript is spliced from 2 exons.